Uncinocarpus reesii 1704 is the source of this 906-nucleotide messenger RNA. RefSeq lists its product as uncharacterized. The record is from RefSeq and is a predicted model, not a curated record. NCBI's taxonomy places the organism in Eukaryota, Fungi, Ascomycota, Eurotiomycetes, Onygenales, Onygenaceae. The transcript has 2 exons. Bases 1 to 906 code for a protein of 301 amino acids.
AUGCGCUUCUCGUCCAAACUUUACCUCCUCACUGCGCUGGGCUUAGCGGGUAUUGUGUAUUUCUCGUGGUACUUGAGUCUCCUACCUGCAGCUAUCAUACGGAGCGGAAACCGUCAGAGCCAGCGCUGGUAUAGAUUAGUCGUCUUCGGGGACUCGUGGAGUGACGACGACACGGUAUACAAGCCAACACAGAAGAAAUUUCCGUGCAUGUUGGAGAUUACAGAUGAAUCUCCAGAUUCUUCAUUCGGCGCCAUCAUCGAUAACAGCGAACUUGAGGCUCUCCAGCUCAAUACUACGGCAAAGGCCCCAGCCGCUGAUCUCAGCGAACAGAUAUCCGAAUGGCUGGAUAAAGAGGAGAGAGCUGCUCGCGGAGCUCCGAGAAACCAAGUUUCAAUACUAAAACAGAGCACUAUCUUUGUUGUGUCCUUCGGUACCUGGGACCUCUGGAAACUUGCCGAACAAGACCUGGAGACGGCGAAAAUAUCCGUUGAGAGAAUCGUAGAAAAGUUGUUUGCCAGUCUAAAUGGCCUCGCAAAGAAAUGGUCUCCGGGAAACACGAGGAUAAUCCUCUCGCUGCCUGUGGAUGUGACAUUCCUUCCCGCAUUCAAAACGAGGCAAGGGGUCGUCCACAAGGAUGGCGUGGUCGUUUCUGAACACUGGCACAGCCAAAUGCGGAUCCACGCCGAACAAUGGAAACACGGCUCGUUGUUUUUGCUCGACACAAACUCGUUUCUUGUCGACCAAGUACGAGAUAGACAACUAUGGGUUGGCGGGCUGAUCGAGGAAGAAGAGUUUGGCAAGAACGGAAUAGCGUGGGAAAACGUCAAUGACCCUUGCAUUGAAAUCAAGAAUCCUCCGUUGAAACCGACUAACUGCAGUGAUCCAGAAAAGUUUUUGUUCUGGUAG